This is a messenger RNA of Bemisia tabaci, 12485 nucleotides long. NCBI's taxonomy places the organism in Eukaryota, Metazoa, Arthropoda, Insecta, Hemiptera, Aleyrodidae. The record is from RefSeq and is a predicted model, not a curated record.
GUCUGUGUUGUGUUGAUCGGCUCUAGUCUUGAAAUGCGGCUCAUCGCGAAUCUCAACUUUUCACUUUUUCAACCCUUUAAUUUUCCCGAGGAUUUAUAAGUUUUGACUUCAGAAUAUCUUCGUACCCGACGCAUCAAAGUGACUCGCGACGAUAAGCAGAAGUGCGUCUCAGUGUGCCAGUUAAAAGUGUGGGUUGACGGGAUUUCAUUGUUGUCUCAGAAAGGCUUCUUUUUCUCGUCGGUCCAUUUGCGUAUUGAUUUGAUCGUGAUUUUCGAAAUUUAUAUCUCCGCGAUCGGGUUUUCGUGCGCCGAUAAUAUUUCAUUGAGCACCGCGAUGUGAGAGAUCAGCUUGGUGUUUGCUCUAUCGCGUUAUUUACCUCAAACACAAUGAGACUAUCACCCUCCGUCUAGACUGAGGCUAUCGGGCUAUCGAGCUGAGAAAACACCAAUAAAGAAGUGAAAUUCUUUUUCAAAUGAAGUGAUAUCUAUUCCGGUGGAGUGCAAAGUUUGUCAAUUUCAAACCGUGUUUUCAAUACUCGAAGUAUGAUCCUAUCUUUCUAGUGGCCUUUCAGUUUGGAUUACUGCCAUCAUAGUUUUGCGGAUCUGAAGUUAUCAUUAUGAUGUUGGCGGCCCGGAGGCGGUAGAAGCGGGGCUUGAGCUUGAGGAUGGACCACAGCGUGAAGGCGAUGCCGUCGCACCGGAAGCUGGUGUUCUCGCGGCUUCUGGACCGGCACCGCUUCGAGAACGACGAGCUCGAGUCCCUUUACCAGCGCUACAUCUGCAAACUCCAACACUCCUCCGUCGCUUCGGUCGUCGGCCUCUUCAUCCUCCUCACCGCUCUCCUCGCUAAUUUCAGCUUAAUUUAUGCGCAAACUCCAACAGCGCAAAAUGUAUACCACCUGUUUCACUGCUGCAUCUUUACAUUCCUGCUCAUCUUCAUAAACACGCGUGCCAUGGAUGAUGCUUACUUGGUGUGGGUCUGCUACGGCAUUCUCUUUUUCUGUACCUCCUUCGUAGCUGCUUCCCUUCCUUUCAGUUCUUCAACUCCAGAACCAAGCCCUAAUUUCCCGCUCAAGAUGGAGACAAGGCGUGUGAUCGCAGAAGGUGUUUGGCAGGUGCUGUUUGUCGUUUUCCUAGCGUAUGCCAUGCUACCCAUCAAAACUUGUAUCGCCACUUUAUUUGGGCUCAUCUUGCCAUUGUUGCACCUUAUUAUCUCCAUGACAUUUUCAAAGGAGUUCGUCAAUCUCUCCAUUCAACAGGUUGCAGCAAAUGUUAUUACAUUCAUAUGUAUCAACAUAGUUGGUUUCUUCCUCCACACUCUGAUGGAGAAUACUCAGAGGAAAGCUUUUUUAGACACGCGUAACUGUAUUGCAGCUCGGUUGGACAUGGAAGAUGAAAAUGAAAAAUUGGAACGUUUACUGUUAUCUGUUCUUCCUCAACAUGUUGCAAUGGAAAUGAAAAACGACAUUAUAUCUCCGGUUGAAGGGCAGUUUCAUAAAAUUUAUAUUCAACGCCAUGAAAACGUGAGUAUCCUGUUUGCAGACAUUGUUGGAUUUACUGUUUUGGCAUCACAGUGCACAGCUCAAGAACUUGUCAGACUUUUAAACGAGUUGUUUGGCAGAUUCGACCAAUUAGCAAAUGAUAACCAUUGUCUCAGGAUAAAAAUUUUAGGUGACUGCUAUUACUGUGUCUCAGGAUUACCAGAACCACGCUCAGAUCAUGCUCAUUGCUGUGUCGAGAUGGGCCUUGAUAUGAUUGAUGCAAUAGGGUCAGUUGUGGAAGCAACAGAUGUACACUUGAACAUGCGUGUUGGUAUUCACUCAGGGCGAGUUCUAUGCGGAGUUCUUGGACUGCGAAAGUGGCAAUAUGAUGUGUGGUCCAACGAUGUCACUCUUGCUAAUAAUAUGGAAGCUGGUGGUGAACCAGGGCGCGUGCACAUUACUCAAGCAUCGUUAGAUUCUCUGGGUGGUGAGUACGAAGUGGAAGCUGGUCAUGGUGCCUCUCGUAAUCAAUACCUUAGAGACAACAAUGUCACAACGUAUUUCAUAGUUCCUCCUGCUCAUCGCAGAAAGCCAUUGCUGUUUAAUACUCUCCAGGUGCGCUCUGCCCUCGGUGCUGCUCAAAGGCGUAAAUUAUCGUUCAAAAAUGUAUCAAACGUAGUUGUCCAAUUAUUGCAUUCAAUCAAAUACUCAGUAGAAGUACCGUUCUCAAACAUGGCUCCAAUGGGUGAUAUGAAAAAUGGACCAGCUCGAAAGGACUUGGUGCUGGAUUUGCAGCGAGCUUUGCACGCUGACCAUGCUUCAGUCCCCGGUCAUUUUAUGCCUGGAGACUCCUAUCGCAACAUGGGAAAAAAUAAGGUCACGGAUAAAUUAAAGCGCCCGUUUAAGAAGCGUCACUCGAGCGUGUACCAUCAACCAACCAACCGUGUCAACAAAUAUUUGUCUCAGGCUAUUGAGGCACGCAGUGUAGACCGAGAAAAAGCGACUCAUGUUAAUCUUAUUAGUUUAACUUUCAACGACAAAGAGAAAGAACGCCAGUACCAUAGUGACGUGAAUGAAGGGUUCACAAUCUCAUUAGCUUGUAGUUUAGUCCUGUUAGUUCUUAUUGCUGGUCUUCAGGCAACCAUUUUACCUCGCACCAUAAUUUUGUUGUUACUGUUCCUGACUGCGUUUGUCUGGAUUUCUGUAGUACUGAUGCUUCUGCUAGCUGUCCGACUUGGUUGGAUACUGUGGGAUAUUUCUCAGAGUUUUGCCCUUCGUUUAGCAAUAACUACUUUUACGAUAGUUUUAAUUUGUACAAUGGCGCAAGUGAAUAUGUUAACAUGUCGAACUGAUGCACCUUGCUACGCUCCAUCUGCAAUGGCAAAUGUUACCGAGUGGACAUCGUACAACGAUCAUCGAGCCUGCCCCUUACCACAAUAUGCUGUGAUCAGUUGCACCUUAGGAUAUCUAGCAGUCGCAUUAUUUCUGACCUUACCCAUUCUAAUCAAAACAGCUCUUGUCUGUGUCAUGGCCAUCAUAUUUAUCAUGCUCAUCGAGCUGUCCCAUAUUCAGCUUUUCAGUUGCUAUGAUACAAUUGUGCAAUCAUUGGUGCCGCUGCAUGCUUAUAACAUUGUUUUCGUCAUCAUAUUUCUGAUAGCAAUAAUUAUUCAUGGAAGGCAGGUUGAAUGGACCGCUCGCCUUGAUUUCCUGUGGCAAGUGCAAGCGAACGAAGAAAAACGAGACAUGGAAGCCCUUCAGAAUAGCAAUAAACGAAUUCUCUUCAAUCUUUUGCCAGCGCAUGUGGCUUCACAUUUCCUUGACAACCAAUUCCGCAGCAACAUGAACACUCUCUCGCAGGACUUAUAUCAUCAAAGUUACAGCCGUGUUGGAGUAGUCUUUGCAUCGAUCACGAAUUAUCAUGAAUUCUACAUGGAAUUAGAUGGUAACAAUCAGGGUGUAGAAUGCCUUCGACUCCUCAAUGAAAUAAUAGCAGAUUUUGAUGAGCUGCUGGGAGAUGAGCGGUUUCGAGCAAUUGACAAAAUUAAAACUGUGGGUUCCACCUACAUGGCUGCAAUUGGCUUGAUUCCUGAGUACCGAAUUCAAGACGAUGACCAUUCGGCAGGGUACUACAUGAGCACACUAGUGGAGUUCAUUUUUGCCAUGCGAGACAAAUUAGUUUGCAUCAAUGAAAAUUCUUACAACAAUUUCAUGCUUCGAGUUGGCGUAAACAUUGGGCCUGUUGUGGCAGGAGUUAUUGGUGCAAGGAAGCCCCAGUACGAUAUUUGGGGUAACACUGUGAAUGUGGCUAGUCGUAUGGAUUCCACCGGUCUCCCAAACCACACUCAGGUAACGGAAGAAGUGUUCCAAGCUUUAAAGAAUCACCCGUAUGAAUUUCAAUGCCGAGGAAAAGUGAAAGUAAAAGGCAAGGGAGAAAUGACAACAUAUUUCCUAACAGAUCGAAAACAACCAGGCACCAUGCGUGUGGAAGAAAUGAACAAUCUUCGAAGUGGAGGUGGCGGCGGCACAGGCAAUAUGUAUGGAGGAGUUGCAACUCCCUUAGCUUUCUUAAACCAUGUGCAGCAAGUCCAGGCGCAUGAAAAACCGUACAAACAACAUAGGGUCAACAGGCACCACUCAGAUCGCAGUCGAUCAGGCUCCAAUCAUAGAACUCCAGAAUCAGAACCUCUACUAUCAAAUGGCAAUCAAAUGUUGCGAAUGUUAUCUCAGCAGUCGCGACCUGCUUUGUUACCAUUAGUAGGAAGUUCACGCUCUAAACCUCCACCUCUACCUCCUCAUAAAGGCAUUACACAAGUGUUCCCGCCAAUGAACAAUCCUCCUAUGAAUAACUUUAAGUAUACUCCUCCAGGCGUGUGGUCACAAGGAAGCAACUCUAGUAAUAGUAGCUAUAAUAAUUUUGGUGUAAAUAGUAACUGCAAUCCAAAUUUCUCCCAUCAUAUAGUUCCAGAAACCACCUCCAGACAGUAUAAUGUAAAUAACCAUAAUAUCACCAGCAGUAUUACAAGUCAGAGUCACUCGAAAAGCCAUCGCGUCGAACAAGAAUCGUGGCAGACAGCUAGUCAAGAUAUUAAACCGUACAUGAAACCACUUCCAAAGCCGCCAAAAUCAGAGAAGCACAAAAGCAGUAAAAAGCAACAAUAUUGGCCUCAGCAUCUUCUUAGACAUUAUUCCGAUGAGUCACUUCAAGGUUCUGGCAUGAAUGUGGGCCAGCAGUAUCGUGUGCACUCAUCUGCCGAUGAGAUUAGCUCCUUAAAUCAUUCUCCAAGUAUGAGCUCUUCGGAUGAAAGUUACAGUCGGACAACAGAUGCCUCACCAUCCCCAUCUCCACCUUUACCAGCUCGGCAGCAGACUGACGCUAACCAGUGGAUCUUCCCAUCAGACAUCCAAGUCAAUGUCUGCUCAAGCCCAGAAACAUCUCCGAAAGUCUCCCACGACUAUAUUCCUCCUCAAUGUUUAGUCAACAACAAUCACUCUGAUUCGCUCAAUAGGUCCUCAAAUAAGAUGAACGGUUAUGGAAGCGGUCGCAAUAAAUCAAAAUCUUCACCCCAUAAAAACCAAAGAGGAUCCGGUUCAAACUCAAGGAAACCGGAAAAAUUAUCAUCUAAUGCUUUGAUGGCCCUAGCAGGAAGUGGAACUACUACUGUCGAAACCAAUCAAAGUGUCGGCUCCAACCCGGGCGAGAGUUGCGGCAGUUUUGAAUUCCAAAAAUCAAAACCCAAAGUCAAAGGAAGUCCAAGCAGCCUUAAGAAAAGGUCAGAUGCCGACAGUUUGGAUGGCUCAAACGUAAUUAGUGAUAUCAAAACCACGGAAUCAAACGAGGAAGCAUGUUCCAAGAACCAUCUGAGCGAUCAGAGCGUGAAUGAUAAAGAGUGUGGUACUGCCAAUAGUUCAACGAGCGGUCGCUCAUCAACCAAAAGAGACGGCUCCAGCCAAACAGAUCUGAAGAUUCCAGUGAAUGUGGACAUCAUCCAAACGAGACCGAACACAGCUCAAGAAGAUUCGGCCAUGAGUUUUGAGAAUGAAAUACGGAAAAUUCUCGAAGACCAGAAAAAGACACCCUCACACGAAGAAAAUGUAGAAGAGCCAUUGGUAACGAGCAGGUUGGUACCGCAGUUAGUCGAAUCGAAUAUGGCGCACAUCAUAGAGAUUGCUAGACAGCAAGAAAAUAGUUUGCUUAGUGAUAAUAUCCCUGAAAUCACAUUGCAAGCUGACCUCAUUCGCACAGAUCAAGCAUGUAGCGAGUUGCUGAGUGAGCCGCAGAUGAUCAAUGGGGAAAGAGAGGCGACUGGCAGUGAAGAUGAAAUGGAAGAAAAACAACGCUUUGAAGAAGAGGAGAAGAGAAUUGCCGAAGAAGUCGAAAGACAGGAGGCUGAAGUGCGACGGCUACUAGUUGAAAGUUCAAAGCAAGUGGGAGAGACCAGUCAGUCAGAAUGGAGUGAUGAAGAUGACGAUGAUGAAGAUAAUGACAGUGAUGAUGGUGACGAUGCAGAUGAUGAUGAAAAUGCAGCAUCGGAACCUCUCCUCAAUGACAGAGAAAGCACUGGCUACACCACAGAUGAUCCCGCUCUUGAGAACAUAUCUAUGAUCCUUGAAACUGGUCUUACUGAUGCCGAAGGUGCUCUAAGUGACGUCAAUUCUGCAUAUGAUGGUGUCGAUGACGAUUGCUGCGACAAUACUAGCAUGUCUUCCCGAGCCUCUUCUCGGCUCUUUGACUCGGACGCUGUCCUGAGCCUGGAUUCUCUCUCAGCUCUCUAUGAUUCAGAGUAUGACAAUCUCUACGCUGAUUUGACCCCAGCCUUCCCUCUCCAAACAAACAGUGCUCGCGACACUCAUGCAGAGCUAAAUAACUUUGCCAAUAUCAAGUCUGUAUCUGAAAGCAUAACAAAGAAUUUUGGACAGCCUCGUUGUAGCGAAACAGACAGCGAUGUUUAAUAAUUCCUCGCCUAGGAAUUAACGAAGAGCCCUUAUAAACCGCUAAUUUUCUUUCAGUAUGAUUGACUGUACAUUCAUUGUGCCUAAUUACUGAUUCUCCUCCUAUUUUUUUAGCGUUUUUGAAUUUUGAAGUGGAGCUCAGGCAUGAGUUUUUUUUUUUUUUUUUUUUUUUUUUUUUUGUUUUUGCAAAUUGGAGGAAUCUUUUGAAUCUCAUAGUUUUUAAAUCUUCAAGGAUUUUAGUUUUUGCUCCAUAGUAACAAAUCCUAAAACUUUACUGUAUGUAUGUUUAUUUUUUUUUUUUUUUCAAUUUAUUUAUUUUUUUUAUUAUUUUAUCUGGCUGUGGAAGAACAGUCCUACUGUGAUGAUCAAUUAUAAUUAAUAAUAAUUGCUAUUGUGUUAUUUUAACUAAGACUAUGCUUCAUAAUUUGACCAAAUUGUAAUUAAGUUGUGAACUGCUCGUGAAAAAUAAGGCGUUUGAUUUAUAUUUAUCAUCAGACUUUCAAUCUUUGUUAGCUGAUUCUGGUGAUAUAAUGCUCUAAAAUUCUCACGGUAUUCUGCAGAAUAACUGUAAAAUCAGAAUAACCUAAUACAUGUUUUCGAAAUACAAACGCAAAUCAAAACCGAAGGCUUGAAAGGUCAAAUUAAUUCAACUGUAACAAACUGAUCAAAUUAGUAGUUCUCUUAUUGUUUUAUGCAUUUAUGUAUCAAAAUCAGACUUCAGUGGCCGUGAAUACUCUGCUGUUUAUUCUUCAUCUUUUUUCUAAUUUCCACACCAUGGGUCAGUUGCACUCAUCCCAGAGUCAGUGCAAUCUAUGUCGUUUACAAAAAUUACACGAUUCGACCUACUGCAGAUAUUGAUGUUUUUUAGUUUUUUACCAUCAUGUUUAAAGGUAACCUCUCCUUCAAAUGAAAGCACUUAACCUUUUUUAAAGAUCAAUUAAGUAACUCAUGCGAUUGAAAAUAUUUCACGGUCCGAAGACAGAUUUUCAAGUUGCAUUAUAUCUCAGCAGAUGUGAGUUCAUGCCAGUAUUAAUAUUUGUUUGUAAUACCAAAGAUUUUGUUUUCCCUAAAUGUUUUCGAUAUCAUGUUUUUUUCAAAGCAUAUAUUUAGCUUCUCAUGACUCGCAUACUCUCUAUCCUUUAGGUGUGAUGAACUGUUUUGUUCAAAAAUCCGGUCUUAGUUAACUUAGUUAGUGAACAAUUGACUUAAUUGUAGCACUAGUUAUAUUGGUAAGUAUUUUACCUCACCGAAGCAUCCAUGAAAGGCGCAACUGCAGGAAUGUGUAUCUUGGUUUGCGGCGUGACAGAUUUCCUAUCAUAUUUUAUUUUCUACCGGGAAAAGUAUGGAACAUCUUUUCUUGAAAACUUUGGUGAUUUUCUUCUCUAAUUGAAAAAUAUUCUGUUGAAAUUUCAAACUAUGAUCUUGGUUUAGUCUCCUUUGAAAAAAGAAAAAAGGAGCUAGACAUCGCAAUCAAGAUAUGCAUUUUUGCAGCUUUACCGCCAAGAUUUUAUUUUUAACUGACUUUUGGCAUGCAAGCUGGAGAACAAUUUGCCAAGCUUCAAAACAUUUUCUUCUGGAACGGUUUUCCUUUUUUGCGGCUAAUGAAAUAAAUCAUUUCAUUAUCCAGGCGUACCUAGUUAGAAAUCAUUUUGAACAAAUUUUUAGGUGGUUAAACUUACAAUGAUAAUUAUUUACAUGUAUCGAUAAGAAAAUCAAAAUUUAUUGAGUAUCAGAAAGGUUUGAGAAAUUUUGAAGGUAUGAAACUGUACUUAACCUUUUUUUAUCUUUAUUAUUAAAUAAAAUACCAAAUUUUAGUUUACUUUUUGUGAGAUUUUAGAUUAAUGUUUAGUUUUGAUCUUAUAGUUUUUUUUUAAAAAAUUCUGUUUGUCUGCUGAAUAUUUGCCUUGAGGUAGUUGAAGCAACUUUAAAAAAAAUAUUCCCCCAUUCUCCCUCCUGCAGAAUCCUCCUCAAAGGCAAACUGACAACGUUUUAUUUCUCGACCCUUUCAUGUGCUAUCCAUAAACUGUACCUCACACAGAGUGAUUGAUACCUUUCAUAAAAACCAGAACAAAUAAAUCCAAAGGAUCAAGGUUUAACUUACCUCUGCAAUGACUUUUAACUUGAGAUUAUUUUGUAUACUUAAGUUAGAACAAGGCACCAAACAUACCUCAAUAAAAUGUGAACAAAUUUUUAUCUCUCCUUUUUUUGGUAGUAAUUUUACGAAUUGAAGUUAUGAAACUGAUAGAUAACAUACUAAUUUUAGAAAAAACCCUGAACUUCUUUUAGCAACCUCCAAAGGAUCACAUUUACUUAUUUUGAUGACUGUAAGCCUCAGUAGAAUUAAGAAUGUAAUGAUUAGAUGCUAUUUCUGUUUCAAUUCCAAAGAGAAAAAUUAUAGGUUUUGGAUUUAAAUCGAUAAUUUUGACCAUUAAGUCAAUUGUUAUCAAAUCGAGAUCCCGGCUCAUACGGAAAGCGAUGACAUAUCUCAUAUGAUAGUUUUGAUGGGACCCGAAUAAAAAUCUGUUCCAUCUAAAACUCAAACUAAUCAAAAUUCCAUUGUACACGAUAAAAAGGCAGGAAUUUUUAUCACCUCGUCCUUCUCUCUCUACCGAAGCAAAUACAGUAUACAACCUCUGAAGUAAAAAAACAUUUGUAUUAAAUUUAUGACAUUUAGAAAAGACAAUGUUUGUUAAAAAGAACAAACUUUCACUUCAUUUGAUUUAGUCUACUCAUCUCUCGUGUAAAUGACAUGUACAUUUUUCUCUCAGUUUCCAAGUAUAUACAACAAACAUACAUUAAAGUGUAUUGAAUUCAUAAAGGAAAGCAAGUUUUGAAAAACUACUUACGUCUCUUGUCUUAGAAUCAAUAUUGAUGAUGAAAAUCAAAAGAGGAGUCGAAACAAAACAAAAAAUGGUAACAGAAUUGACUAUGCUCAUACAUUGCCUUUUUGUCUUUUAAUUCAUUUUUAAUAUUAAGGCCUAUAAAAUCGUGAAUGAUCUGAACCGGUCCUAGAAGUGCAUGAACGCUAUGUUUUUACAAUAGUCAAUUAACUGUCUACAAUGUUUUUAUCAUGGUUUCAGGUCAACCAAAUUACUGUGCCUUCAAGAGACUGUUACUUUCCAAGACACUUACUGUGUUAUUGAUGUUUGCCAAUGCAUGUGUUUUUUUUAAUUCUUCAUGUCAACAUGUAGAUAGUUACAAAAGGCUCAUAUAAGUGAACACAAAAAAACAUCUUCUUCCUUUUCCCCACCUAAUGUAAUGUUAUGGAAGGAUAUUAUUGUGGUUUUUAUAAUUUUCAAUACUUUUCUACUUUUUUAAUCAAGGAGUAUUUGGAUGUAAUACAGUUAAAUAAAUCUAACUUUUUUUUAAGAAUUAUUACUGUGGGUUGGUUGUGCAGUUUCCGGAAGUAUUGGAAUUCUCAAAACGAGUGCAAAAGAACGAAAUCUUUAUAAAUACUAAUGUACAUUAAAUACAAACAGAGAUGUUGUUCUAUGAAAACAUGGUAGAUGACGUCAUCAACGAUUGUUUGGAUAUUACUAAGUAGUAAUCCAUGAAAUUUAACUAUAACAACAAAUCUCCGAAACAUGCACAAUUGACCCAUUAAAUAUUGCUCAGAUUUUCUUCAUCCAAAAAGCCUUAAGGACUUAGAUGGCAUUAUUACAAAAAAAAAAAACAAACAAACAAACAACUUAUCCCAUCUAUAGCAGCCUGCCUGCUCAAGGGGAUCAAAAGUCCUGUAAGCUGACUGAAAUUUAUGUCAGGUUGGUUUCAUGUGCAUGUAGACUACCUGUUAAGUUUUCAGGUGGACUGCGAUAGUUCUUGUAUAGAUCAGAUCCCACAAUAUAUUUUUAAAUUUCAUUUGCCUCUUCUCUUUUUUCUGCCUCAAUGUUUGAUCAAUAGAGGUGUUUUAGUAUAAUUCAGUAUACUUAGAUUUUCUUUCGGCAAUUUCUAUGUGUAACUCUCUCGUGCGUAUCCACUUACUUUUUACUUAGAAACAUGAUUUGGUUGAAAAUCAAAUAUGAAAAAGACUGAUUGUUCCUCUUGUUUUCAAAUGCAACUCAAGUUAGAAAUGCCUUCAUUAACUAAAGGGCUAAUUUUAUAGUUCUGCUCUAAUAGGAAUUAUUUUGUCAAUGAUUCAAUUAAAAAAAUUUAGGAGGGAUUUUCUCGCAAUAAGAAUUCACAGCCAGUAACUACUCUAAUCAUAGCAUUUUUAUAUUAUACCUGAUGAUGUUAAGCCAGUGGUGUGACUGCAAGUAUCUUUUAUAUCUUGAUUAUCUGAUGAAUUGCGGCAGAAGCUCAAGCUGGAUACUAGAAACGCUGUAUAAUUGGAAAUCCUUAUGAAAAAUUAAAACCACAUGAAACAUGUAUUGAAAAAACAAACAAAAUUAAUAAUAGAACGAAAAAAAAAAAUGAAUAAAUAAUGUGUCAACUUACCUCAUUGUCACGCUCGAUAACUAGAGAGGCGGAUAAGUGAUCAGCGGAUAAUCAAGGUAUUACUGUCUGCAUUACGCUCCAUCAGAAUGUCACAUUUUUCAAAUUUUUAGCAGGUCACACAUUCACACCUCUUGUCGUUAACAUCAUUAUUUUGGUGUAUUCCGAUAAUAUUUUAAAUAUAUUCUGUACAGAAUUUGAAAGCAGAGUCCGUAAAUGGAAGAGUUAAUUUUCAUUACUGCAUUUCUUGUGUCUGCAAAAAACUUUUCAACCUGCUAUACCAAUACUUCAGAAAGUUUUUUCUCACCGCAUGCAUUUCGAAUCUCGCUCUACCUUCUUUUUUUUAAAGUAAUUUAGAUCGUAAACGAUUUAAGAAGUUAGUAUCUUAUUUUGUCCUCUCUAUUUUUAUUUUCUUUUAAUCAAAUGUUUUAUCUGAAAAAUGUAUACCUAUUUUGAAGUUUCUCAAGGGCUAUUAAUUCACAAAUUUCAUCUAGUGUAGCAACAUUAAUUAUCGCCUUACUUAAAUUUACUUGUAAUAAGGUUCCUGUUACUAUCUCUUCCAACAAUUUUAGUUCGGAAGCUGCAAAGGUCUAAAACUAUCUGUUCAGGAAAUCUCAUUAUCAUAGUGUUGGAGGAUGAAAAAUUCUCAAGCUGAUGUUUAAUUUUUUUGCAAGAAUCUCCUAUUUGUUAAUCUUUUAUACGAUCAUUCAUUUUAUGUGUGUUUGUAAGAGUCGUCCAGAAUUUUUUCAACUUCCUCAAGCAAUUAUCGUUUGUCCAGUAGAUUUUUAGUGGGACUCGUAGAAGUUAUUUUCCAUCAAUGAACCAAAAAAGAGGCUGUAAUGCCUGAACCUUUUUAUAUCUCUCUCAAACCAAAUUGCAUUUUUUGCUUUGAAAACCGAUUAAAGAGUUAAUUUAUAUGUAUAUGAUGAAAAUCAUAGUCUCCUUUAUUUUUUGUCUUCGUUUGUCUGUUUGACAAGAAGAAAAGAAGAAACCAUGACUCGUCAAAAAUAAGAAUGUAUGUACUAGAAAAUUUCAAAGAAAGGGGUGAAACUUCCUGUGCAAUGAACGGGGUAAUCUUGUCAAAAAAUUGUUGAAUUUAAAAACUACUAUUGGAUUUUAUUAUCUUGAUGAUUUUUAUUGGUCAAAAUGCUCUAGGCUUUUGUAUCAUAUAUUGCAAUUUAUAUGUAAGAAAAAUGUUUGAAUAGUUUUGUAACAUAAUUUAUUUCGAAAGUUUUUUUUCUUUUUCUGCAAAUUUUACGAAUUUAAAAAUUCUAGAACAAAUAAAUAGAAGAAAAAAAGAAAAAAAAUUGUUUGCUUUUUGACGUGCACCUUUUGGCUUCCCCUCUCAUCAUUCUUUUUGCUGACUAUUUUUGCAUUCUUGGCUCCUCCCCCCCUCCUUAAAAUUCAUUGAUCUCUUUGAAUGCCCCAAAUUGAUUAAACAAGUUUCGCGUCUAAAUUUUUUAAAAUAGAUUACAUAUUCAAGAUUCAAACUUAUGUAACUGGUAGACAUACUCCAACUUUUUUUAAGCACCCACAAUGGACAUUGUUUCAACGAGCCAAAAGUAAAGGAUUUUCGAGAACUUUCAAAUGCUUCUCAAUAAAAACUGAUCAUUACAGACUUCUA